AUGGCGGACCGAUUUCCUUCGCUCGAGGACUUUGACUCUGGAGCGCAAACCGAAAUCCAGAAUGUUUCCGACGAGCCCUCUGCUGAAGACUUCCUCGCCAGAGAAAAGGCUCUCCUGGGCGAUGAUGCGAACCAGUUCGCGACGAGCGAUGACGCAAACGCACUGGCCGACACUAGUGGAGAUCUCCUGGGCGAGACCACUGCUGCGGAAUCGACCUUUGAGUCUCAGUUCCCGGACCUCGCCAAUCCUGCUGCUGGCCUUGCAGGAGUAGAUGGAAACAUCAUGACCGGUCCCUCUGUAAGCUAUAACUCGGGUUACCAGACAUAUGCCGCGGACGAGGAAGAGCCCGAGGUCAUUAAGCAGUGGAGAGAGACCCGCGAUGCCCAGAUUGCCAAGAGAGCCGAGCAGUUCGCCGCUCAGCGAGAGGAGACGAUACAGGAGGCUCAGCGAAACAUCGACGACUUCUAUGAGAACUACAACUCCAAGAAAGAGAAGGGCAUUGCGCAGACACGCAAAGAAGCCGAGGAGUUCCUUGCGAACAGGGAGGAUACCGUCUCUGGGGGCACAAGCUGGGACCGCAUCGCGAAGCUUGUCGAUGUCAGCGGAAAGGGGGCCAAGGGCGGAGCCGCCGGAUCUGGCAAGGAGCGCUUCCGUGAGCUGCUUGUGAGCCUGCGCAAAGACGAGAAGGCUCCUGGCGCAACUGGCUACUAA
Molecule: messenger RNA, 711 nt
Organism: Trichoderma citrinoviride
Lineage: Eukaryota; Fungi; Ascomycota; Sordariomycetes; Hypocreales; Hypocreaceae
Product: clathrin light chain
Exons: 3
Coding region: 1-711 (236 amino acids)
Biological process (GO): clathrin coat assembly; intracellular protein transport; clathrin-dependent endocytosis
Cellular component (GO): clathrin coat of trans-Golgi network vesicle; plasma membrane; clathrin coat of coated pit
Molecular function (GO): structural molecule activity; clathrin heavy chain binding
Source: RefSeq, a predicted model, not a curated record